Molecule: messenger RNA, 9253 nt
Organism: Anopheles stephensi (Asian malaria mosquito)
Lineage: Eukaryota; Metazoa; Arthropoda; Insecta; Diptera; Culicidae
Product: mediator of RNA polymerase II transcription subunit 13-like
Exons: 11
Coding region: 4312-7059 (915 amino acids)
Biological process (GO): regulation of transcription by RNA polymerase II
Cellular component (GO): nucleus
Molecular function (GO): protein binding
Source: RefSeq, a predicted model, not a curated record
UCUCUCUCUCUCCCUCUCUCGUUCUCGCUCGCCCUCUCCUGCUUGUGUAGUUAGUAUCCGCUUUGGUGCAUCCACAGCAUGCAGCCUAGAGUCGUGGAGUCCAGAGUGUCCUGAUUAUGUAAAACCAUGUAACUCACUCCGUCCGGGCGUCCUCACACCUCCAGCAUCCCGAGGACCGCGUCUCCCUAUGGCGGCGGGUAGUGUAAGGUCACAUGCGCUUCCUCUCAAAACCGGGAGAUGCGCGGGCUAGGAUGUUGGAGGGGGCUGGAGACAUUCGGCUUCCGUUACUGGCGAACCUCGCCUCCCCUUUCCCCUCGCCCUUUCCCGCACCCUCCUCCAUCAUCACGGGAAUCGGGAAAAUCGAAGCAGAUAAUUCGAAAAACGGUAGCAACAGCAAUUUUUUUAUGUCUGUGUGCCUUGUGCAUGCAGUGUAUGUGUGGUCCGCUAGGCAUAGUGCAUCCGUGGCGUCGUGUUAGUCGCUCGGUUGUUAGUUGCUCGCUGCGUUGCGUCGCCGACUGGUGCAUCUGCACAAUUUUCGUGUCCUUCGAGCACUAGACCGAGUCCUAUUGCUACUCCGCUACGCUGUCUCUACAGCCGUGCACGGAUGCGUGUGUGAGUGAGUGCAGAAACCCGCGAGGACACUGGAUGUGUGUUACAGAGAGACAGACCGAGAGAGAGAGAGAGAGAGAAAGAGAGGGAGAGAAAGCGAUUGUGCAACCCAAGGGAGGAAGAAUAGGGGAAGAACAGGGGAAAAUGGAGGCACGAGAGGAGUGUAGUGGCUGGCUAGUUUUCAGGGUCAGACGGUUUUAACUUCCUAGCAACAGUGCACCGAGACACGGCACGCACGAACACGGACUCAACAGCGAGACACCGCCGAACACUGGGACACCCGAUUCGCCCGAUGCCCGGCGUGUGCGUGUGUAUGUGUGUGUGUGUGUGCAUGUGCAUCCACUGGUGCUGGUGCAUGGUGCUACCGUGUGUGGUCCGUGGUGCAUUCUGUGCGACACCAGUUACCAUUGUCACUCUGGCCAGCCGCUUACGAUGGUGACGCUCCCGGUGUAAAGUCGUAACCGGGGCUGUGUGCUUUUGGAGCCAAACCAACCGACAGAAAAAAGGAGAAAAAAAGGAAAAAAAGGCAAUAGAAGCAAAGAUAAUACACUGUCGACUGUGUGGUGACUUUAUCGAAUAGUUAUAGAGUUGCAGUGAUACUUGUGGGGCAAGUGUGUGAGUGCGUACGUGCGUGUGUGUGUGUGCGGCACCGGGUCGAUAGUGGAGCCACGCCGCUAGCGAGACAUCCUUCAUCAUCCCCGGGACAUCAUCAUCUUCAUCCUGCCGUAACUGCCGCCGUCGCCGCUGCCGCCACAUCCGGCCGCCAUCUUUCCUCGUCCCGUCCAAACCAUGUGCUUUAGCGCACUAGACGCAACGGGCUAUAUCAGCAAUCAAACUUUAUCCUGCUCGCUUAACCAAUCAACCAAGCAGCAGCAGUAGUAGCAGGCGAGACAACAGCAGCAGUACCGCUUAGCACCUCACAAUCAAACACCCGUAUCCGGACCGGUCAACCAACGCUCCCCCCCAACCGCCAUCACCAAGAUGCUAUGUCUAGCGUCACUGCGUCAUGAUCGUUCCCCAACGGUCAGAUACGAUCGGGGCCGUGUAACCGUCCGGCAGUGGCGAUGGUUGACUAAGGUCCGGAUGAAAGGUGGACCCGGUGUUCGCCAGAAGUAAACGUGCCCGUGUUUGUCACCCGUUCGUAGUUCGCUUGUUUGCAUCGUAGUCGUGGAAAGAUGGUGACGCUAGUAGAAUACACCAUAUCUUGUGUGUCUCGCUCCGGAGCUUAGGAAGUUUGUGAAACGUUCCUUCAUCUUAGUGCGCGGUCCAAGUCUCGCUAACGUACGGGCUACUCUUUCCAGUUAGUAUACAAGUAGUAGUGUUGCGUACCAUCCUCUAUUCGGUGGACGUCUUUCCUGAAGACUUAGCUUAUCCAGUUCCCGUACACUGCAGUACACUUUAUUAAGUAGCUCCGUAACCAAUAUACAUGCUGUAUAUCCGCGCAAUCUAUGUAGCAAAACGAUAUCGUAAUAAGUUCUUGAACUCUUGUACGACGCUCGGAUGCCAGCGCGCUCGCCAUCUUGUCUCCAACCGCACCGCAGCACCAUCGGACUUGUUCAGCAUGGCUUCCUCACCGGCACUUCCACUGUACGCGAGCCGCUAUCCGACACCGAAUGGGUACCCGCAGCUCAACGGGGAGGUCGACGCGCCGCUCGACUUUCGCAAGGUGGAAUCAUUACGCAGAUUGUCGGCGCAGUUGUCAACCGCCCAUGGUAAACUAAUCAACAAUCAACCUCUACGGAGUAUUGGUGGGAGAUGGGCAGGGUAGCAGGAUGCCCCAGCCGUUGUGAUCAGGUGUGUGAUGAAGAAGGCGAGAUGUGUGUGUGUUUGUGUCGAAUGUGCGUCUGUGUGGCGUUUUGACGCGUAAACGCUGGAAAACGGGAACACUCGAACACGUCCAACAUUUAAGCAAUAUGGACAUAUCGAACAUUGCAGGUGUAGGUGACACUCUAAAGGGGCAACUACACCUUCAAUAGCAUCAUUAUCAUAAUCGUACAGCAAAGUCUUUCGCAUCGCAUUACGUGAAAAGCUCUCGCCAGAUAUAUCUAUAUAUGACGUAACUAAAUGGAGAUAUCCGGAAGUCUGACAUUUGACAGCGGUGGACGCUUCUGGACGCUGUCUGUCGCAAUGAUGGCGUAUCUGUAUCUGUAGAUUUACGCAAACGCUAUAUACAUUGAACAUAUGCUUCCAACUCGAACGUUUAUACAUAUGCGUAGCUUUUUACUUUCUACAAAUAUAUAUAUAUAUACAAACAUAUAUCCAUAUAUAUAUACAUAUACAACAUACGCAGAAAUGGUUGUGUGGUACAAUAAGCGCAGCUGUGUAGGCUCGCGACAAUAUAGCAUUAUGACCUGUUCGGUAUGAUAGAGCCGGCACAGGAACGACUGGUAGCGGUGUAUCGGCGACGACAUACGGUGUGUACAUUACGGUAGCAGGGUCCCCCGAGGAUACCGAUCGCGGACCUGCUAGCCAUCCCAUCUCAUCGACAAGAACUGUGCAUAAAUUAGUAAUGCAGGCGCGGCGCAUUUUCCGUUGCCUACAUCUAGAUAUAUCCAUACGUAUAUCGCAACUCUCAGUAUCAAAGAAAAAAAAUCCGCUCUUCGCUUUAGGUUUUUGUUUUUAUAUUCUUCCUCCUUGGGCACCAUACGCCAUCAAGAAGAAAGCCAAGUAAUAAUGGACGCUGAAGAAGAAACAAAAAACAAACAAAACCACUCAAAUCACUGUAAAUGGUUCGUAGCGUUUCAAAAGUACAAAGUAACCGUAGUUGGAGCAAUGGACACGCAACUGAGCGCCCCGCAAGACGUACUCUCCAGGAUCGUCCUGGAGAUCCCGCGUGGUCCGCCCGCGGCCACGCAGGGUUGUGAUUGCUCUAUUAAAGUAGUUUAGAACGGCACAGAUUUAUUUAGCGUACAGCCGACCGUAGCUAGCGAUGUACAAAAUGGCCUGCCUGUUGUGUAGGCGAGGACACACUUCAGACCCGGCGUCACCGGGUCGGGGUCGUGAACACAUAUCAGUAAACCACCACCACCAUCACCUGGGAGAAAAAAAAGCGCGGUGAUAGAGGCUUCACACUAUAAACAAGCCUGUCUGUGUGUGUGUCUAUGUGCGUGUGCGUGGAGAGGAUUCCCAUCUGCACGCCAAUGGCAAACCUAAAAACUGCUGUGAUACAGGGCCCGGACAUACCGGCGAUCGAUAAUGGCGGUUGACGUUUGGUUACAAAUUUUGACAGACGAGCAAAGUAACGGGAAGAUGAAACGUGUCCGUGUGCGUGCGUGCGAUGAACGUGUGAAAUGCGUUUCGCUUUUUUUUUUUUUUUGCUCCCUGGUCCAAUACCAAACUUGUGUGCCAAUUGUGCGAACCGAGCGACCAUGCUCUGGUCGAUGAGCUGUGUGCGAAUGCGUGCGUGUGUGACUGUUACAAUAAACCGAUCCUAAUGUAUGCGGAUCGGCUUCACGAGCUUCAAUCAAACCAAGCAACAAUCAAAAACAACCGGCACGAUGCUGCGGUGUGCGGUUUCGGACGACGACGACUACCACCACCCCGUCCCGUCUACACUGCCGGAUCGAACUCCGGACACUGGAUGGACGUUUUACUGGUGGUAGUAGUAGUAGUAGUAAUAAUGGUGCUCCAGCAACACCUGCCGUCGACGAGUGCGCCCUGUUACCUGGAGCGUAUCUGUGGAACAGCACCGACACCGGCAUCAUGGACCAGCAAUACUGUCUGCGCUGGAACAAUCAUCAGUCUAAUUUAACCACCGUGCUCACCACGCUGCUGCAAGAUGAGAAACUGUGCGACGUCACGCUGGCCUGCGAUAAAGGAAUCGUUAAAGCACACCAAGCCAUUCUGUCCGCGUGCAGUCCCUACUUCGAGCAGAUAUUCGUCGAGAACAAGCAUCCGCAUCCGAUCAUCUACCUGCGGGAUGUGGAGGUGAACGAGAUGCGCGCCCUGCUCGACUUCAUGUACCAGGGCGAGGUGAACGUGGGCCAGCACAAUUUGCAAAACUUUCUCAAGACGGCCGAAAGUCUCAAGGUGCGAGGACUGACCGAAAGUAGCGCGGACCGAUAUUCGGCCGAUGCGGACAAGCUGCGCUCGGAGCGGAUCCGGGACUCACGGGAUGAGCGCGAUUCCCUGACGUUGCCAAACGCGUCCAACAACAACAACAACACGAUUAGCAGUAACAACAACAACUCGCUACAUCAUGGGCCGCUGCGCGACAAGGAGCUUACCGAGCACGAUCAGCUCGAGCGCCUUCAGCACCAGCAGCAGCAACAGCAACAGCAGCAACAGCAAACACAACACCAGCAGCAGCAGCAACAGCAACAGCAGCAGCAGCAACAACAACAACACCAGCAACAGCAACAACAAUCGCACCAAUCGCAACAUCAGCAACCGUCGCAUCAAACGCACCACCACCAUCACCCGCACGUCGUCGGUUCCGGUGGUGCGGUCCAGCAACCCUCCCGGAGUGCGAGCAUCGAUCUGAUGCAGUCCGCCCUGGUGGACGAUCGCGACUACCUGCCCGCCGAGGAUCGGGAGAUCAGCACGGUAGAGAAUAAGAAGAAGCGUAAAAUGUCCACCACCUGUGAUAACUCUUCGCCCUCGACGCCCUCCCUGAUGAACGAACGGCAAGGAGGUUACGAAUCACAGGCCUCGUCGCACAGUAGUUUCAAGCAAAGUCCCAAACCGGACGACGAGUUUAAGGUGAGCUCACCGGCACCGGUGGUACAUCCGCUGGCGGGCCAUCCGCUGAGCGGCAUCAAGCAGGAGCUGCCCGAGUUACCAGUGCGCCAUUCGCUGUCCUCCGACCUGAUGCAGCCCCUCAAGUUGCCGCUGUAUGCUGACGAGAUGUCUGCGAGCAUCGGACUCGAACCGCACGCGCACCUCAACCACCUGCGCCAUAAAUCGAAACAUCCUAUACCAAUAAAUCUGAACGCGGACGAUAUGAACAACAUCCUAGCGCCCGGCAAUAUGGCGUCGCUCAACGAGAGCGGCGACAGUGACGCACACUUGUCACAUCCGGAUCAUCCAGACAAUAUUGAUGGUGACCGUAUGUUGCGUCUAGCGAUGGCGUCACGUCACCACCAUCAUCGUGCCGGUUUGCAUCAUCACGAUCUUGCUUCAGGAGUGGUUGUGAAUGCCGUUUUGGCAGCGGGAGGAGGUGGAGGUGGCUGCGUUAAUGGAAGCCGUGCAGGCGGUGCAGGAGGUGGAAGUAGCGAAGGUGCAGACUAUGAAAAUGCAGGUAGAGGAGGAGGAGGAGGAGGGUCAGGUUUAGGGAGUAGGGCAAGUGGUUCCGUUAUAGGGUCAGAUAAGCAACAGCAGAACCGUAGUAAUCACCACCGUUCCGAUUCGGCGGACUGUGUAGGAGGUGGAGGUAGUGGAGGACUCGGGUGUGACGGUUCGGCGGCUGCUGCUGCUGCCGCCAGUAUGCUUGGCUUCAGUACCGUCCCACUCCCGCUCGGCGGUAGCCUCGUGGAGUCCCUGGUCGAACAUCAUCGGCUGGCAGCGAGCCUAGGAGCAGCAGCAGCAGCAGGUGGUGGCUCAGGUGGUGGAGGAGUAACAGGAGGUAGUGGUGGUGGUGGUGGUGGUGGUGGGGCAGGAGGCGGCAUCACGAACGGGUCGCAGUAUGUUGGGGGACAUCACCUAUCCCAUCACCACAACACCAACUCCAACACCACCAACACCGGUCAUCACCAUCAGCACCACCAUCACCCACCGCACGCAUCACACCAUCAUCCUCUGCAGCAGCACAAUCACGCUGCGAGCAGUGCCUUUAACAGUGCCAGUGAUGCUGCACGCACGGGAGUGGCGGUGGCGGCAGCGGCAGCAGCAGCAGCGGCGGCGGCCGCUCUUAACGCCACUAGCCAACCGGAUGGUAGCAAUCGAGGCGGUAGUAAACCGUCUGCCACGUCCACGACCCCACCGACACCGGCGUCCUUAUCGUCGUCUUCAUCGUCCUCAUCCUCAGCAUCGUCGACUUCCCUGUGCGGUGGUAAUGGCGGUGCUGGUGGUGGUGGUGGCCCACCACCCGGCAGCUUCCUCGUAACAGGUGAUCCCUCCGACGGUCAGAUAAACCUAGGAGGUGGAGGAGGAGCAGGUGGUAGCAGUGGCGCUUCCGGCGGCGGUGGUGGUGGUCCCCUACGUAAUAGUGGUGGUGCGUCGGGGGGUGCGGCCGGCGGUGGUGGAUCGAGUACGACACGGCGCGAUCACAACAUUGACUACUCCUCACUGUUCAUACAGCUUACCGGUACCUUUCCGACGCUGUACAGCUGCGUCAGCUGUCACAAGACCGUCUCGAACCGGUGGCACCACGCCAACAUACACCGGCCCCAGAGCCAUGAGUGUCCGGUGUGCGGACAGAAGUUUACCCGGCGAGACAAUAUGAAGGCACACUGCAAGGUGAAGCAUCCGGAGCUGAGGGACCGGUUCUACAACCACAUCGUACACAUGUGAUUAAGCGCCGCCCGUAACAAGCAGCGACUGAAGUAUAAGAAGAACCUGUUCGUGUAAUAUGGGUGGGCGGUAGGUUGAACCAUAUUGUGGACCUUAUCCAGGUGUGAUGUUCGUGUGUUCUGAAAGAGCGAGAGAGAGAGAGAGAGAAAGAGAUGAAGUGAGAGUGAGAGAGCAUAGACGACAGGUCUACUAGCUCUAUUACUAAGUGUGAAGAACAGGGUUAGGGUUGCUGCACGUCGGAUUCAUUGGGAAGGACUCCCUAUGAGGGAGCUUAAACGUCCCAGUACUUGUCGUUGUUGUUCACCCACAGUAUGGAUGACACUUAUACAUAUAUAUGCGCGUAUAGACAUACACAUUCAUGCCUAGUGUAGUAGUGUUGCCUUCUUUGUGCGUUAGACGUGUUAUACAUACGCGUCCUGGCGCGUAGUCGACUACCUGCGCGGUGUGGUGGUGGUGGUGGUCGUAUGGUGCUAAUCGGUGUAGUUGGGGUGUUACAGAUAUAUACACGCACAAACUAAUGUGAAAGAAUCGUCCCCAUUCCAGAAUAUAAACAGUGCCCCCACAUGGUGUACUACUGUAUAGUUUGUGGUCUCAUAUGCAUGAGACACUCUUACACACUUUGUUGAUGGGUUGAACCUUCUCUCUUCCGCCUAUAUGUUAGAGAACCAAAUACAGGAACGAGAGAGAUAAGGAUAAAGUAAGAGCGAGAGAGAUAGAGCGAGAGCGAGAGAGAUAGCAACAAGUACUCGUAGGGAACAGAAUGAUCUUAAGAUAAGAGGUUUAGUAAGUAAGAGGUAUCCAUAAUUACAGUUUGUCUAGUGGACGAUGUUGUUGAUCAGGAUUUUUUUUUUACAGUUUUGUUAUGCGAUUUGCAUACCUCUCUAGGCGGUUAUUGGCAGCUUAUUGGACGAAUUUUGCUCUGAUGGUAGGCGUCGAGAACUUGUGGGAUAUAAGCCCUUCUUUCUGUUAUCCCACGUACGCGAUCGCUGUUUGAAGUUGAUUUGAUUCGUACUCGCUCUCUAUAGCUCUCUUUCUCUCUUUUUAUCUUUUUUCCUUCUCCUGCUUAUACUUAUAACUCUUUUAGCUAGUUCAUUCUGUAUGUGCGUUGUCGUCUAGACAGGAUGCGGCGAUGGUUAGCUGUAAUUGAUUUUCUGCAUAACUAUCUCUAUCUCUCUCUCUCUCUCUAUAUAUAUACAUGAUCUUUAAAAAUGGCUCCAUUUGCAGCAAAGACGGGGUUACUCUAAUUCGUAGUGCGUUGCCUAUUUCAAACUGUAGUCGUUGUUGCGUUCUCGUUUACGUUGUCUCGUUGCGCCCGUGUCCUUUAUCCCACCCUCUCUCACACACAUACAUAUUCUCUUCGUUGCUGUGGGUGCGUGCUUUUAUCUACGUUUCUAGUAAAAAUUAACGAAACCAAUACCCAACCAAACUAUGGUAGUAAAACUUUUUAGGAUUGGGGUGAGGGGGGGGGGGGAACAAGAAAAUACAAAUGGGAAGCCAUUUUUAGUAACAAUUGUGCUCAGGCAAUUAGAGUGCUUCGCGGUUUAGGUGUAGAAGUUGAAAAGUUUUUUAGUGACGAGCCAGCAUCUUACAGGAACAAAAACAAACACACACAUACAUAAACACACACACACACACAUAUACACAAAUAUAAUACAGCCAAUUAUAUAUGAAAUACAAAAUGUAUACACAUUCCGACACAGAAAAGCUAACAGAGGAUAACAGUAACCGAAGCAGCAGAUUAACAAGAAGAAGAAGCGAAAACCAGUAGAAGUAUCUACAAACACAUAUACAUUUAUAUUUUUAUAUGAUAUGGAAACUAUAUUUAUAUGCGUAGGUGGCCCUCCCCCUGGUAACAAAAAGAAGGAGAAGCAGACGAAGAAUAACAAAAGUCAACAGAAAAUAAAUCCAACAUAAACUAGUGAACUUACCGAUAGUGUACCAAUUUGCGUAGUUGAGAUAGAUUUAUAGACACAAACAUACACAAAGGAAAACGAAAACAAAUAAUAAAAUACUUAUGUAUCCAAUAAUCCCAACUGCAAAAAGAAAAGAAAAAGAAAAAGAUGAAUAACUAAUACUCAUACAAAAUGAACAACAAUAGAAGCCAACUCCCCAUUUAAAGGAACAAAAGAAACAAAGCGAACAAUGCAUAGUAUUAAACUAAAUAUUGAACUGCUAAACGAAAAAGAAAAAAAAA